Neopsephotus bourkii (Bourke's parrot) is the source of this 1020-nucleotide messenger RNA. RefSeq names its product caspase recruitment domain family member 19 (gene CARD19). Gene Ontology annotation, biological process: regulation of apoptotic process. The record is from RefSeq and is a predicted model, not a curated record. Gene Ontology annotation, cellular component: mitochondrion. The coding region runs from base 16 to 759 and encodes 247 amino acids. The transcript has 6 exons. NCBI's taxonomy places the organism in Eukaryota, Metazoa, Chordata, Aves, Psittaciformes, Psittacidae.
UGGUUCUGUGGUUGCAUGGCUACAGACGAACGUGUUUUACCCCUCGGGGCUGCCACGGCGAGGCCCGACCCGCCACGACGCGGCCUGCAAGCCCCAGGCGUCCCCCCUAGCGCUCCGCUCCUCCCGCAGCCUCCGGCAGCGCCUCCUCCGGACACCGCCCCGCCGCCAUCCCCACAGGAAGGCCGCAGCCCGCCGGCGGGCCGGGCCGCCAUGGCCGAUCAAUCAUAUUGUCAUCGGCUCCAGCACGACAUGUACUUUCUUACAAGCAAUAGCCGACUGAAUGAGCAAGUAGUUGAUAAAAUUAUUCUUCAGCUUAACAGAGUCUACCCCCAAAUUCUUACCAAUGCAGAAGCAGAAAAGUUCAGGAAUCCAAAGGCAUCACUCCAUACCAGACUUUCAGAUCUCAUAAAGCACCUUCAAAAGAAAGGAGAGAGACACUGCCAAGAGUUUUACAGGGCUCUACAGAUCAAUGCUGAACAGCUGUAUGAUGACCUACCAAGCAGGAAAAUCUUGAAAACCACAGAUUCCACAGAGAUAGACACUGACAAGGAGAAAUAUAUGCUAAAUGACAGGGGUCCGGUAUUUUUCCUCGCUUGCUUUAGCGUUGCUGCGGGAUUUGCGUUGUUCUGGUAUUGCUGUAACUCAGAUACGAAAGUCGUAGCAAGAGCCAGGAGAAUCUUGGGCUUUUCUCCUAUUAUCAUAGGAAGACACGUUAGAAAUAUUUGUAUGUUGUAUUUGGAAGACAGAUCAAGAACUUAAGGAAAAGCUGCCUCUUCGCUUGACUGUACAGUAUGCCUGCCAAGGGAAGACAACGGUGCAUGAAUAUUAAUGUACUGUGCUCUCAUACCAAAGAUUUUAUUAACUAGCUUCAUUGGUAAUUGCGUUGCCUCAAGAUGUAUUCAGAAUUUCAGUUAUAUAUGUCCUUCCUUAUGGGAAUGGACUAUUUAUUUUUGUAAAUGCUUAUUUUAAAAUAUUUAUCAUUGGGAUAAAAAAAUAUUUUUAAUACAGACUUUAAAAUUA